Molecule: messenger RNA, 430 nt
Organism: Lycium ferocissimum
Lineage: Eukaryota; Viridiplantae; Streptophyta; Magnoliopsida; Solanales; Solanaceae
Product: class I heat shock protein-like
Biological process (GO): protein folding; response to heat; response to hydrogen peroxide
Source: RefSeq, a predicted model, not a curated record
AAAAUGUCUUCAAUUCCAAGCUUAUUCGGUGGCCAUAGGAGCAACAUCUUUGGCCCAUUUUCACUCGACAUAUUCGACCCAAUUUCCUCUGCUAGUGAAACGUUUGCUUUUGCAAAUGCAAGAAUCGAUUGGAAAGAAACCCCAGAAGCCCAUGUAUUAAAAGUGGAUGUUCUAGUAAAGAAAGAGGAAGUAGAAGAAGGAAGAAUAUUACAGAUAAGUGGUGAGAGAAGCAGAGAACAAGAAGAGAAGAACGAUCAAUGGCACCGUAUGGAAAGGAGUAGUGGCAAGUUUCUAAGAAGAUUCAGGUUGCCUGAGAAUGUUAAAAUGGGAGAAAUUAAGGCAGCAAUGGAGAAUGGAGUGCUUACUGUGACUGUUCCGAAAGAAGAAGAGAAGAAACCUGAAGUGAAGGCUAUUGCUAUCUCUGGUUAAA